Cuscuta europaea is the source of this 4087-nucleotide messenger RNA. The record is from the annotation of a GenBank genome assembly. NCBI's taxonomy places the organism in Eukaryota, Viridiplantae, Streptophyta, Magnoliopsida, Solanales, Convolvulaceae.
CAAUCGAGGAGGCUUCUCAAAUUCAAGAGGUGGUGGACGUUCAGGAAGAGGAAAUGGUGGAGGAAGGAACAACAAAUAUUGCUCAAAGUGCAAGAAGACCAAUCACACUAUUGAUACUUGCUUUCAUAUCUAUGGAUUUCCUCCUGGAUAUAAAACAAAUGAGAAAACUGCAUCUGCCUCAUCCAGCAACUUGAUAUCCUCAGGCAACAUAACAAAUUCUGUAAACAAUUUGCAACUCAAUGGCUCUGGACAAGAAGAUUUCAAAUCUGAGACAAGUUAUAACUUCUCUAAGCAACAAUAUCAGGCAUUGAUGGCUUUAAUUCAACAACCACAAACUCAAUCCUCAUCUGUCAAUAUUGCCCACACUGAUUUUUUAAAUAAGUCAGAAAACUACUUUCAAGAUGAUUGGAGCAGCUAAACAGAUUGAUGGCUUAUUUCAACUCUCACUACAUGAUGUUUUUCCUACUGAUUGUAAUACAAAUGAGUCUUGUAAUUCUGUACUUGUUGAAAAUUGUAGAGUCUCAGAUUCUGACAGUAUAUGGCAUGCCAAAUUAGGACAUCCAUCAAAUAAAGUUCUGCAAACCUUGUCUUCUCAAUACAUAUCAAUAAAAUUUCCUCAAAUUCAUGCUUGUGAUGUUUGUUCAUUUGCUAAACAAAAGAAACUUCCCUUUCUGAACAGCACAAGUAAAUCUCAUUCAUUCUUUGAACUCAUUCAUGUUGACAUCUGGGGUCCUCUUUCAGUAUCUUCUAUAGAAGGAUACAAAUACUUUUUAACCAUAGUUGAUGACUAUAGUCGUUUCACUUGGAUUCAUCUCUUAAAAGCCAAACAUGAGGUCAGACAAUUACUUCAAUCCUUCAUCACAAUUACUGAAAAUCAGUAUGAUUGCAAAUUGAAAAGAAUAAGGUCUGAUAAUGGAAAGGAGUUUCUUCUCACUGAUUUCUUCAAUUCCAAGGGCAUAAUACAUGAAACUACUUGUGUUGAAACUCCUCAACAAAAUGGUAUUGUUGAAAGAAAACACCAACAUCUUUUGAAUGUCUGUAGAGCUCUACUUUUCCAAUCCAAAAUUCCAAACAUUUUCUGGUCUUAUGCACUCAAAUAUGUUGUCCAUCUAAUCAAUAGACUUCCUACCAUAUUUCUUAAACAGAAAUCACCUUUUGAAAUGAUUCAUAAUCAAAGACCAAAUCUACAUCUUUUAAAGGUUUUUGGUUGCCUUGCAUAUGCUUCUACUCUUACUUCAAACAGAACCAAACUCGAUUCUAGAGCCUCUAAAUGCAUCUUUCUUGGUUUCAAAUCUGGAACCAAAGGAUAUGUACUUUACAACCUACAUUCUAGAUCAUUCAUUAUCUCCAGAAAUGUCAUCUUCCAUGAAUCUGUCUAUCCUUACAUUAACCUUCAAUCUUUCAAUCAGAAUAAUAAUGAUGAUAAUACUUCUGAAGUUGAUCAUAACUACAUAUUCUAUGAUUUCCUCACACCACCCAAUUCUAUAUCCAUUGAAACAAAUUCUGAAAAUAAUACUUCAUCCACUCAAACAUCAAACACUGUAGUUGAGAAAGUCACUAACAAUCAUGCUCCAAUCAGAAUGUCUACAAGACAGAAAUCCAAGCCCAACUAUUUGAAUCAAUAUCAUUGUUACAAUCUCUCUUCUGAUUCAAAUUCCAUAAUUUCUUACCCCUUUGUUCAUACAUAUCUUAUAACAAAUGCUCUUCUAACUACACUGCUUUUUGUCAUUCCAUUUCUUCCUCCAUUGAGCCUUCCAACUUCAAAGAAGCAGUUAAACAGGAUUGUUGGAAAGAAGCCAUGAUGACUGAACUUGAUGCUCUAGCUAGAAAUAACACUUGGUCUUUGGUUUCACUUCCUCCUGGCAAGAAAGCAGUUGGGUGCAAAUGGGUUUACAGAAUAAAACAUAAGGCUGAUGGAAGCAUUGACAGAUAUAAAGCUAGAUUGGUCGCAAAAGGAUUUACUCAAACAGAAGGUCUGGAUUACUUUGAAACUUUCUCCCCAGUAGCAAAACUGACCACUGUGAGAUUUCUACUUGCCCUAGCAUCCACAAACAAUUGGUUUCUACAUCAACUUGACAUAGACAAUGCUUUUCUACAUGGUGAUUUAGCAGAAGAUGUUUACAUGAAGCCUCCCCAAGGGCUUAACAUACCUCAUACUGACCUUGUUUGUAAACUGCAAAGAUCCCUUUAUGGCUUAAAGCAAGCCAGCAGAAAUUGGAACCAAAAAUUGAAUUCAGCAUUAAUUCAUUUGGGUUAUAAGCAAAGUUCUGCUGAUCCUUCUCUCUUCAUUAAGAUUCAAACCGAUUUCAUCACAAUACUACUUGUAUAUGUUGAUGAUAUUGUUCUAAGUGGAAACAACAUCUCUGAAAUACAGUCUGUCAAACAAUAUCUUCAUCAAACUUUUAAAAUAAAAGAUCUUGGUCCAUUAAGAUUUUUCUUAGGACUAGAGAUGGCUAGAUCUCAGAAGGGGAUCAUUCUUAAUCAGAGAAAAUACUGUUUGGAGUUGAUUAAUGAAGCUGGCCUACUUGGAUCUAAACCUGCAACUACUCCCUCAGAUCCAAAUGUCAAAUUACUUGCAGAUCAAGGAAAUGUACUUGUUGAUUCUACCAUUUUUAGAAGAUUGAUUGGAAAAUUAUUAUAUCUCACUAAUACCUGUCCUGAUAUAAGUUUUUCAGUUCAACAAUUAAGUCAAUUUGUUGCUACACCUCGAGAACCUCAUAUGCAAGCUGCAUUAAGAGUUGUAAGAUAUCUGAAAAAUGCUCCAGGACUUGGUCUUUUUUAUCCUUCAGAAAAUUCACUACAAAUUCAAGCCUUCUCAGAUUCUGAUUGGGCAACAUGUCCUACUACUCGAAAAUCAAUCACUGGAUUCUGUGUCUUUCUUGGAAAAUCUCUGGUUUCUUGGAAAUCAAAGAAACAAUCCACAGUCUCAAGAUCUUCCUCUGAGGCAGAAUAUAGAGCACUUGCCUCUUUAACUUGUGAACUCCAAUGGAUCAAAUACUUAUCAGAUAGUUUAUCUGCUAAACUUUCUACCCCCUUUUCUGUAUUUUCGGAUAGCCAAUCAGCUAUUCAAAUAGCUAAAAAUCCCACCUUUCAUGAGAGAACAAAACACAUCGAAAUUGAUUGCCACAUCACUCGGAUCAAACUUCAAGAAGGACUACUACAUCUACUUCAUGUUUCUUCAGCGAAUCAACUUGCUGAUGUGCUUACAAAGUCUUUACAUCCAAAGUCUUUUGAUACAGCUAUAUCCAAUCUGGGUCUUCUCAAUAUUCAUGACCCAUCUUGAGAAGGGGUAUUAGAUAAUAAAAACUAUUUUUAGUUAGUUUUUAAACAAUUUGGAGUUUGUUAUACAGCUGGAGUGUUUGUUAUACUUCGGUUAUCUCUUUUCCUCCUUUGUAUAUAUCAGUAUAAAUACUGAUAUUAUUGUAAUGAGAAUUCUAUGAGAUGAAUGGAUCAAUUUUCUUCUUUCUUCUUUCUUGCAUUCUGUGAACGCUAACAUAUGGAAAAGCCGAGCAAGAUUCUUCGAUCUGGAAGGAUAGGUUUCGAGGCAGCUCAGCGGAUGAAAAUGUCGACGUCGGAUCUAGAGCAGCGGAAUUGAUACUACAGAUGUAUCAAACACUCCAGAGUCAAGGGCAAACUCCAGUAUGAAAGAAAAAUUACUCAUGAGAUAAAGAAGCAAUAGUACGUAGUAAUAGUUUUCUUAGUGUCCUCCUUGGGUCCACUGCCCUAUGAGUUAAAUACAACUACCUUCCGUUACAAUUUGGUAAUAUCGUACCGCUAAUAUACUACUUAAUCCAAGACAUAAUCAUUUAAAUGAUUGGGGAGUUUCUUCUGGCGGUUGGAUUGUUUGAUGUGACAUGGAGGUGUGUGAGGGAAAACGUUGACAUCAUGGGCAUGGGCAGGUCUGGUAACUGCCGUAUCACUCUCCUCCGCUUCGGAAAACACCUUGUCCUCAAGGUGCAGGUCAGGCGGCGUGCAUCAAUCCAUGAAGUGUCACCUUGAGAACUGUCGGGCCAAUGAACUAGGACUUGUGGUUCGAGAUGCCCAUUGCGUAGAAGUUGUCGGGACCCACAAACUGUGAGGGGAGGGU